GGAAACAGACACAGAGUGGCACCUCUCUCUCCUCUCUCUCCUGCUCCUGCUCCUGCUUGCAGGGAAAGUGGCCGUGUUGCAGGAGAAGCGGGCGGCUAAACAAGUGAAUUUGAUGUUGAACCGAGCGCAGCCGGCGGAUUACAAGUUUGUGGCCUCGGGUUGGGCCGCCGCGUGUUUUCUGUUUUUAGACCAAACCUCCCGAGCUGCCCGACAGGUUGGCCAUCCCUGCUCUCCUCCUCGUCGUGCGGUCAGCUUUCAAAAGUUCCGCCCUGUGGACAGACAGGUGUUGGAAUGAACAAAUCCAGGCCCGGCGGGGAUAAAAAGGCCUCCCAGGUUCCUCUGACCAGGGUGACUCGCAGUUCCUCCUCCCAGGCCAGGCACACUGACCCAGUCAAGCCGCAGGACGCUGGGCCUGGCCCUUAUGGAAAACAGCGCAAGAAGCAGACUGACUCAGCCCUCGCCCAGGACCUGAGCCAGAUGAGCGUCAGCGGACAGGAAGUUUUACCUACAGGUGAAGAAAACAUGUUUGAGAGUGCCGGCGACCCUGUGGCGGCCGGUCAGCCCUCUGGAUCCAGAUCUUCUCAGGGCACUCCGUCUGCAUCAGUGAAGUCCUCGUCCCGGGGCGGCCUGGCCUCGGUGGCCCGGCUGGUGAAGCUGGGCCGCUGUAAGAACAUUGUGGUGGUGGCUGGGGCCGGGAUCAGCACAGCCAGCGGCAUCCCAGAUUUCAGAACGCCAGGAACAGGUCUGUACGCUAACCUAAAGCAGUACAACAUCCCUUAUCCAGAAGCCAUUUUCAACAUCGACUACUUCUCCAACGACCCGCAACCUUUCUUCUCGCUGGCCAAGGAGCUGUACCCGGGCACCCACCGGCCCAACUACAUCCACUAUUUUAUCCGCAUGCUGCAUCACAAGGGCCUGCUGCUCCGAAUGUACACCCAGAACAUUGACGGGCUGGAGAAACUGUGCGGCAUCCCGGAUGAAAAACUUGUGGAGGCUCACGGUAGUUUCGCCACAGCUUCCUGUCACCUGUGCUACACUUCGUACCCUGCUGAGGAGGCAAAGACUGCCAUAAUGAAUGACAACGUCCCCAUCUGUACAUUCUGUGCUGCAACAGUGAAGCCUGACAUUGUGUUUUUCGGUGAGGACCUUCCCCAGAAGUACUUCCUGCAUUCGAAAGAUUUCCCCAAAGCAGACCUGCUCAUCAUCAUGGGCACGUCUCUGCAGAUCGAGCCGUUUGCCAGCCUGGUGAACACGGUGCGCUCCACUGUGCCGCGGCUCCUGCUGAACCGAAACGCCGUGGGUCCCUUCGAGAAGGUUCCUCUGCGGCGAGGGGACCACAUGGAGCUGGGUGACCUGGUCGACACCGUGCGGAGGUUCGCUGACAUCCUCGGCUGGAGCCAAGAGAUCGAACAGCUGAUGAGGAGUCAGGAAAACGGGAGCGUCCCCUCACUGGUGAGCAGCAGUCACUCAGUGAGCGACCAGAAGCCAUGUCAGAGUAAACCCAACGGCCUGGGGAGGAGAGGAGCGUCGGAGCCACAAGGCAGGCUGCCUCCAAAGUCCAGACCAGGGGCUCAGAGACCUGCAACCAGUGGCAGUGACACUGACUCAGAGACGGACAGCAAGAGCUCCGCGUCGUCCAGCCCGAGCAACUGAAACUCACCUCCUCGUGAUAUUUCCCGGCCUUCGUAGCUCAGAAGACACUGGAAAGGUUUGAGAGUUUCUCUACAUUGUACAUGCAAAGAGGCUUCUGAUGUUGUCUUGUAUUCUGUGUGUCAUUCUCGAUGCUCGUUCCUGUUAGUGGCAAAGUGAAGUGCAAGGAGAAAAGUGUGUUCGAGUGUGUGAGAGCUUACAGUAUGUCUGCAUCUGGGAGCAUUGCUGACUGCCAGAUGCUGUGUGUGUGUAUGCUGCACGUGUAUCAAAUACAAGCAUAUAUGAAGCACUUAAUUCCCACACACCAGUGUCCAUUUAAUUCAUUUAAAUGUAUUUAAAAUGCUUCACACUGGAUACAUCAGUAGGAUUUUGGAAAUGUUGAUGUGAAAUGAGUUCCAUCGAAAACACUAAGAAAUGUCUCUUCCCUGCAGCAGCAAGCUAAUCCCAAUGUGUAUGCAUGUGUUUGUGUGUGUGUGUGUGUGUGUGUAUGUAUGUAUGUAUAAGAGCCCAACAGACUUUUAAAUUUGUUCUGUCAGUACAAUACUGCGCACUGUUAUAUUAAACAAUAUUUAAUAAAGUAUUGUUUUAUUUGUAUGUUA
This is a messenger RNA of Myripristis murdjan (pinecone soldierfish), 2249 nucleotides long. Its product is annotated as NAD-dependent protein deacetylase sirtuin-3. The transcript is spliced from 8 exons. Lineage: Eukaryota; Metazoa; Chordata; Actinopteri; Holocentriformes; Holocentridae. Gene Ontology annotation, cellular component: nucleus. Gene Ontology annotation, molecular function: histone deacetylase activity, NAD-dependent; NAD+ binding. The coding region runs from base 292 to 1653 and encodes 453 amino acids. The record is from RefSeq and is a predicted model, not a curated record.